CCGGAAGAAGCAGGCAGAUGUGUGUGUGUGUGUGUGUGUGUGUGUGUGUGUGUGUGUAAGUGGCCGUGACAUAUGUCUUAUGGCACUUCUAAACUGGACCCGGGCCUCGGUGCCCUCUCCGAGCCCCGUAUGAAAUGUUCUUCUGAUCCGUUGAACUUUUCUCUUUGCAGGUCCUGGAGCUUUGAAGUUGCGGGUGCAUCUCCCGCCAGGCGCGCUCUUCUCGAGGCGGCCCAUGCAUUCGAUUUGCACGGUGCAGAUUCAAGUCCCCGAGAUAGAGGAAACGUUUUUCGCGCCGGAGUUCAGCGCGGAGCUGCCUGGGCACCGAGGGGGCGACGGCGGCGGGCGCAGGGCCAGGCCCGGGCUGCAUCCCGAGCAGCCAUUGGCGGGCGCGGCGCGCUGCACUGAGCAUGUUCGCGCUCCGCUGGCUCCGGGCGGCAGUCGCAGCCGCAGCCGCAGCCGCAGGGACGGCGGGCGCGGGAGCCUCCGCGCAUUAUGCAAAGCGGCGGCAGAUGCGAGCUGGGCCAGCCGGGCGCUCAUCGGCCUCGCCUCCCAGCGGCUCGACCAGCUGCCUGAUUUGCCCGCGAGACCCCCCUGGCCCGGGCCGGGGGCCGAGCAGGUCCGCGAUGGCCUGAGUGCCCGGGGCGCGGCGGCGCAGCGGCGGGGUUGCAACAUGGGGAACCAGGAUGGGAAGCUGAAGAGGAGCGCAGGUGAUGCCUCGCACGAAGGCGGCGGCGGCUGCGCCGAGGAUGCUGCGGGGCCCAGGGAUGUGGAAGCCACAAAGAAGGGCAGCGGGAGCAAGAAGGCGCUGGGCAAGCACGGCAAAGGGGGAGGGGGUGCCGGCGGGGAGUCCGGGAAGAGGAAGAGCAAGUCGGACGCCCGAGCCUCGGUGUUCUCCAACCUGCGGAUCAGGAAGAACCUGUCCAAGGGGAAGGGCGCCGGCGGCUCCCGCGAAGAUGUGCUGGACUCGCAGGCCCUGCAGACCGGGGAGCUGGACAGCGCUCACUCCCUGCGCACUAAGACCCCGGACCUCAGCCUCUCGGCGGACGAGACGGGUCUGUCGGACACCGAGUGCGCGGACCCCGAGUGCGCGGACCCCUUUGAGGUGACCCGCCCAGGGGGUCCCAGGCCUCCCGAGGCCGGGCCAGGGGUCCAGCCGGUCGCCGAGGAUUUGGAAACUGCGGCAGGGGCGCAGGAUGGACAAAGGACCAGCUCGGGCUCGGACACGGACAUCUACAGCUUCCACUCGGCUGCAGAACAAGAGGAUUUGCUCUCAGACAUCCAGCAGGCGAUCCGCCUGCAGCAGCUGCAGCUGCUCCAGGACGCCCGGGAGCCUGCAGAGACCCCCAGCGCCGCCUUCGCUCCGCCCGGGGCCUUCCUGGGCCUGGACCGCUUCCUGCAGGGGCCGAGCGGCGAGGACGCGGAGGCCCAGGGCGGUCCGCGCGCGGAGCAGGCGCCGUCCGCGCUCCCCGCCCCGCCGGAGAGCCCGGCCCCGCGCAGCCUCCCGGCCUCCGAGGCGCCCGGCGUCCCCGCGGCCCAGGCCCGUGUCACAGACUCGCCCUCGCGCACGGCCUUCCCGUUCCCCGAGGCCGGGCCAGGGGAGGGCGCAGACGCCGCGCCGGACACUGACGAGGAGGUCGAGGAGGAUGCUUUCGAGGAUGCCGCCCGAGGCUCUCCGGGGGAGGAGUGGGCCCCGCCGGUGGGGCCAGAGCCGCAGGAGCGGACGCCAGGGCCCGGUGUCCCCGCAGCGGCCGCCUCCCUGCCCGGCAGCCCGGCGCCCAGCCCGCGCUGCUUCAAGCCCUACCCGCUCGUCACCCCCUGCUACAUCAAGACCACCACCCGCCAGCUCAGCUCGCCCAACCACUCCCCGUCUCAGUCCCCCAGCCAGAGCCCCAGGAUCAAGAGGCGACCGGACGCCUCCCUGAGCCGGGGGCCCAGACCCGCCGUGGCCUCCGAGGCCGCCCCGGCCAAGAAGCAGCGGGCGGACGGGGGCCUCGCCGGGGGCCUCAGCCGCUCCGCCGACUGGACCGAGGAGCUGGGCGCCCGUGCGCCCCGGGCCGGAGGCUCGGCUCACCUGCUGGGGCACGGGCCGGCCGCGGACGGCGGCGGGGUGACCCCCGCGCUGGCCGCCAAGGCGUCUGGGGCGCCGGCGACUGCGGACGGCUUCCAGAACGUGUUCACAGGGCGGACUCUGUUGGAGAAACUGUUCAGCCAGCAAGAGAACGGGCCUCCAGAAGAAGCAGAGAAGUUUUGCUCCCGGAUCAUUGCCAUGGGUCUUCUACUUCCUUUUAGUGACUGCUUCAGGGAACCAUGCAAUCAGAAUGCUCAGUCAAGUUCUGCUCCAUUUGAUCAAGAUCAGCUUUACACCUGGGCUGCAGUCAGUCAACCCACACACGCCCUGGAUUACUCGGAAGGGCAGUUUCCCAGGCGAGUCCCGUCUGUGUGGCCAGCAUCGAGACCUCCAGAUGAAGAACUCGAGCCUAAGGACGCUAAGACAGAAUCUCAAUCUGCUAUUUUGGAAACUCCAAAAAAAGCUUCAGAUGUUGUUCAGCAGGUUGUCAAGUUAUUAAGCAACAAAAGAUCACAAGCAGUUGGAAUAUUAAUGUCUAGUCUUCAUUUAGAUAUGAAAGACAUACAACAUGCUGUUGUGAACUUGGACAAUUCUGUGGUUGACCUGGAGACUCUUCAAGCUCUCUAUGAGAAUAGAGCACAGUCAGACGAACUGGAAAAAAUUGAAAAGCAUGGCCGAUCCUCCAAAGACAAGGAAAGUGCCAAGUCUCUGGACAAACCUGAACAGUUCCUUUAUGAACUGUCACUAAUCCCCAACUUUUCAGAGCGAGUGUUUUGCAUCCUGUUCCAGUCCACAUUUUCAGAAAGCAUUUGCUCAAUCCAUCGCAAACUGGAAUUGCUACAGAAAUUGUGUGAGACAUUAAAAAAUGGCCCAGGGGUUAUGCAGGUUCUGGGUUUGGUUCUUGCAUUUGGCAACUACAUGAAUGGUGGAAAUAAGACUCGGGGACAGGCGGAUGGCUUUGGAUUAGACAUUCUCCCCAAGCUGAAAGAUGUCAAAAGCAGUGACAAUAGCAGAAGCCUUUUGUCAUACAUUGUUUCAUAUUACCUUCGAAAUUUUGACGAGGACGCUGGAAAGGAACAGUGUGUCUUUCCACUGCCAGAACCUCAGGAACUUUUUCAGGCCUCACAGAUGAAGUUUGAAGAUUUUCAAAAAGAUCUCAGAAAACUAAAGAAAGACUUGAAAGCCUGUGAGACUGAAGCAGGGAAAGUGUACCAGGUCUCCUCCAAAGAGCACAUGCAGCCUUUCAAAGAAAACAUGGAGCAAUUUAUUAUUCAAGCUAAAAUUGACCAGGAAGCAGAAGAAACUUCACUGACAGAGACUCAUAAAUGCUUUUUGGAGACUACAGCCUAUUUCUUCAUGAAACCAAAAAUUGGAGAGAAGGAGGUGUCCCCAAAUGUUUUCUUCAGUAUCUGGCAUGAAUUCAGCUCUGACUUUAAAGACUUUUGGAAGAAAGAGAAUAAACUUAUUCUACAAGAGAGAGUAAAAGAAGCUGAAGAAGUGUGUAGGCAGAAAAAAGGAAAAUCGCUUUAUAAAAUAAAACCAAGACAUGACUCUGGAAUUAAAGCAAAGAUAAGCAUGAAAACCUGAACAGGGGACAGAAGGAUGAAAAUGAGUCACUGCAACAGCUUCCACAAAAUUCAGCUGACCCAAGGGUGGGAAGGAAACUACAUCAUUCUGAUCAUUUUUCCUCUUAGCCUCUUGCAUAAUCUUUGUGUUUUCUAGACAGUUCACCAAUUGUUGAAUUUUAGUGUAUAUUGAUCAGUGGAGACCAAUGGAGAAUUGCAAACCUUUUCUUCUUGUAAAUGUUUAUGGCAUCACAUUGACAGCCCCCAAACAACGUGUGCAGGCUACAGUGUCUGCACCCGCUCUGCACAUGCUCAGCGUUAGCCUCUAGUACCCUUCUGUGAGACCCUUCUUGUCACGGCAGAAACACUUUGCUUUCUACUGACAGCCAGAGCUCCACAUCAUUGCAUUUAGGUUCAUGGAGAAAUGUUAUUUCAAGUGGAUUGUUUGUAUCUGUUUCAUGUCUACUUAUAAAUUUUCUAUUUUAAAAAUCUAAGUACCAUUUAUAUAUCAUAAUCAAUACUUCCCCAACUCUUGGAUUGCUCUCCAUAGCUAUAUAUUUGUGAAAGAAGAUUAUCAUUUUUUAACUCAAGUCAGAUACUGAAUAGAAAAACACAUAGCAAAAGAAAAAAUAGUUUCCUGUAAGUUAUUUAACAUAGAUGGAAUCAGAGUUUUCAGUUUAAUGAGAGCCUAUAAAAAGCUUAACUGCAGCAGAGGUAAAUUAAAUCAAGGGUGUGUCUCUCCUUAACUUUUACUUUAUACUUUACAAGGAAAAUUUCACUCAGUAGUUUGAAGGAAUUUAAAUAAAUGAUGCAGAUACAAUUGCCAAACAUGACUAUCAUUAAAAAAAACAGAAAAGUAAAACUGGGGGAUCAACUGGAUCUAUGUAGAAUCUAUUAAGAAAACAUACUUCCUUGUGUAUUUUGACAUGAUUGAGGUUAUCAUGGUGAGUUACAGCAGGUGAUUAAAGCUAGAAAGUGAGAAUAUAAUGAUUCAUUAUCAAAGGAAGUCAGGAAAGGAUUUUAUUUUACUUUGAGGAAAAAUACAUAAACCUUCCACUCAUUCCAAGAGUAUUUUAAAAUCAGCUCAUGAUACAUUUUGAUGCUUAUAUCUAACAUUAAUAGUUGUUUUUAUUUUUACUGCUAUUAAUGAUAUUAGUUGAGAGUUAUGGUUAUAGACAAAGGGGAGAAUCUAUUGCUUUUGCAAACCAAUUAUGGAAAGCAAUUUUAAAAAACUAAAACAAUGUUCUAAAUCAUGACUAUGUUUGUAUUUAUGUAAAGUAUUGUAUCUUACCUUUUGGUUCAUAGUUUAAGUGCACAGAAACAGUAGUGGUUUUCUUCUGUUGUUCUGUAGUUUUCCUGUCCCCUCAGUCCCAUCAAUGUGUAUAUUACCAUUCCUCAAUGAAGUAAUAGGGCAUUUAACAAAAAUCGCUCUGUGCAAUACUGUAUGUAGUGUUUCUAUUUCAAUUUUUUAGGAUGUUAAUUUAUAUGAAAAUAAAAUGAAUAAUAAAAUA
Heterocephalus glaber (naked mole-rat) is the source of this 5144-nucleotide messenger RNA. The record is from RefSeq and is a predicted model, not a curated record. Lineage: Eukaryota; Metazoa; Chordata; Mammalia; Rodentia; Bathyergidae.